This is a messenger RNA of Limulus polyphemus (Atlantic horseshoe crab), 1824 nucleotides long. RefSeq names its product glutathione peroxidase-like. Gene Ontology annotation, biological process: response to oxidative stress. The transcript is spliced from 3 exons. Gene Ontology annotation, molecular function: glutathione peroxidase activity. The record is from RefSeq and is a predicted model, not a curated record. Lineage: Eukaryota; Metazoa; Arthropoda; Merostomata; Xiphosura; Limulidae.
CCCUGACCAGCUUACCAACAGGAAACCUCAGCAGCAUAUUUAUAAACUCCUGGACAGAAACGAAGUAGCUCACUCCACUCAGCUUCAACUUACGUUUACACUGAAAACGCAACAAAAACAGUUUUUGUUCAAAUUUUUGUAGCUGACAAGGUUCUCCACUAAAAUGGGGUGGAAGAAAGUGGUGUGGAUGAUAAUCAACACGUUCAUCAUUUUUCCUUCAUCCAACUAUGGUCAAAAGGACAAGAUUGGUCGAGCCUGUUACAAGGACCCUGGACAAAAUUCUAUCUAUGACUACGCUGUACCUGACAUAUUGCAGGAAAAAAACAUCAGCUUUUCUGAUUUCAGGGGCAAGGUAGUGUUAGUCGUCAAUUUGGCUACCUACUGAGGGCUUAACUGGCACUAUCCACAACUGAAUGCACUAAAAGAAAUGUUUGGCAAUGAACAGUUUGAAAUAUUAGGAUUUCCUUGCAAUCAAUUUGGAUUGCAAGAACCAGGGGCUAAUGGCACGGAAAUUAUCAACGGUCUGAAAGGAGUUCGUCCAGGGAACGGCUUCACUCCGAACUUUGUGAUGUUCAACAAAAUAGAAGUGAAUGGUGAAAAUCAGCAUCCUCUCUACGCAUAUCUAAAGACGUUUUGUCCAUCUCCUUUGGCUGGCUUUCGUCGCCAAGAAAGAUUGUUUUAUACGCCUUUUCACAAUCGUGACAUCCGCUGGAACUUCGAAAAGUUCUUGGUGAACAAGAAUGGCAAGCCUUUGAUGCGUUAUAACCCGGCAACUCGACCACUGAACAUCGCAUCGGAUAUCCGAAGCGUACUGGAGCAUGGAUCUGUAUUACGUCCUAUUGGCCCCGAUGGAUUACCAAACCCCUUGUCCCAUAAACUAACCUUAUCCUUAGAUCCUUAUCCUGUUUUCGUCGGCUCCUGGCCCUUGAGUAACUCAUCUCAAACUAAAAAAGAAUGUGGCUGCUAACUCAUUAUAUGUAUUUAUAUCAAAAGUUAUGAAAUGUUUCUUUAGAUGUUUUAUUAUUACACGCUUUUAAAGAUUAAAAGAUGCUUUAGAACUAACUAUUAAACAAAAUUAUGUAAUGGGACAAAACGUUUAAGUUUUUUUUUAUCAAUAAACAAUAUCGAUUUACUGCUUACAUAAGCCACUAGAAAUUUCUAACUCAAAAAUUGGGGAAUGUCGUUUGGUUAAGUGUGAAAAUUUAAAGUUUUGACCAGCUUUAAUUUGCCCACUGUUGGGUAAAUUUAAAUAUGUUUGUUCUUGUUGUCAAGUUAUUUUAGUUGAAAACGCUUCAUAUCUUUACAGAUUGACCGUCAACCAUAAUAGACAAUACACGUUAUAAUGAACCCUGGACAUCUUACAUCGUGCAUGGUCAAUUAUUGAAUAUUAAUUCCUUCUAAAACUUGCCAUAAAGCAUUUAUAAUGUAUUUGAAUUUGUUCAUGACCCUAAAAUGUUUUCUAUAAGGCAUUCUUAUGAUAAGUUGCUUGUAAUUUCAAACUACAGAUGAUAUUAACUGAUGGUGUAAAUUGCUAAUCACACCCAAUCUUUGUUUGUUUCUUCAGGUGUAAUUUUUGCACCAUUAACUUUCAUGUUAUAUUCAGAAAUAAUGUAAUUGUUUUAAGUUUCUCCUACGUAUGAAGAACUAACCAUAAACUGUUACAAACAGUUGGUUGGUUUGGAUGUCAACUCCUGAUGCUUUCUUGGUGUUUAGUGCAUUCAUCCAAGUAGCACCAGAGUGAGCAGGAGACCUUUAUAUUCUUUUAUGUAGUGUUAGUUACUGACAUAAACAAAUAUAUAAAUAAAAAGCUUUAUGUUAAUAAAA